CCGGGACCGGGAUCGGGAUCAGAAUCAGGAUCCGGGUUAGGAACACCGGCAGGGACAGGGACAAGGACCGGAUCAGGACCGGGACCGGGAUAAAGAUCCGGUGGGUUUCCUGUUUGAGAGAAUAAUCAGAUUUAGUGAAGUGUGUGUGCAGGGCAGCUCCUUGAAGAUAUUUGUUCCUGUCAGCAGAGUAAUCGAGCAGGGCAGCCCUGGGGUCUGAUCUGUACCUGACUGCGUGGGAGGUCUCCUGAGAUUUGGAUGGUUCUUACCAGCUGGCAGCAUUUUCCAGCUUUGUUGUGCUUUUUACUGGAAGUAUAGAAAUAAUGGUAUUUCCAAGAUUUUCUUGGGGAAGAAAAAGAAAAAUGGGAAAAACAGAAGGAAAUCAGCACUACCAUGCUGCUCGGCUGUGUUGAUACCAAGCUGCCUCUGCAGACAAUCUAAGACUUGGCUUUAUUUGGUUUCUGGCCAGGCUGGGGAGAUGACAGCAGUGGACAAGGUGGAGGAGCAGCUGGCGGCUCUGCGCAUAGCCAGGCGCUGCGUGCCCAGCGAGAAACCUUCCUACCUGCUGGACAUCGACACCUCCACGGCCGCCCAGCCCGGGAGCAGCCGCUUCGUGGCAGUUUCCUGUUCCAACAAAUCCAUCAGGGUGUACGACAGGGAGACGCUGCGCUUCCUGCGGGAGUACCGCGGCCACCCCGGGAUCCUCAGCGGGGUCAGGUUUGCACACACGUGUGACAGCGUGGUGUUCUCAGCCUGCAGCCAGGGCGCGGUGAAGUGCUGGGAUGUUCGCUCAGCCGCGCAGGAGCCUGUGCAGGUGUUCAGUGGCUAUCCCUCAAACGUCUUCAUCAGCUUCGAUGUCAGCUGCAGUGACCUCAUCGUUUGUGCCGGAACGGAAAAAGUUGAAAACGACACGUUCCUGGUGUUUUGGGAUGCGAGAGGCAUUACAGACUGUGCCAGUGCCACUAAAGAACCCUUGGGAGUCUAUUCUGAAAGUCACAAUGAUGACAUCACCAAAAUCUGUUUCCAUCCUGUUGAACCCAAUUUGGUAGUGUCUGGGUCAACCGAUGGCUUGGUGAAUGUGUUUGACAUCAAUAAGGAUAAUGAAGAUGAUGCUUUGAUAUCGACUUGCAAUUCAGAUUCAUCAGUGAGUUCUCUUGGCUGGUCUGGGGAAGAUUACAAACAGAUCUAUUGCAUGACACACGAUGAGGGGUUCUGCUGGUGGGACAUGGCUCAGCUGGACACCGAAGAGCCAAUAACCCUGCUGCAUGUUCUGGAUGUCAGAGAGUCAGUCCGCACUGAAAACCACAGCCUGCAUUACCUGGUGGGUGGCUUGUACCACGAAAAGGCAGGGAAACUCUUCCUGGUUGGGGGAACCUCCACAGGAGACAUCCACCUGGUCAGCUGUGGCACCGAUGGCCUGAGCCUGGUGGGGACCCUGUGUGGGGGACACUCGGCCACCGUCCGCUCCUUCUGCUGGAGCCCCACGGAUGAGUCUCUGCUGACGGGUGGAGAGGAUGCUCAGCUGUUGCUAUGGAAACCUGGGGCUGUGGAAAGGUCCCUCACAAAGAAAGCAUCUCUGAAGAUCUCUUCUUCCUUGCAGAAGAGAGUGAGAGUUCACAACACCUCCCUCAAAAGCAGGAAAAAGUGAAAUGCCUAAAGUGGGAAUCUCUGCCGUGCAGAGCUUUCCUGGUGUUUAAUCUCCCUAGGCAAUACUUGGCUGUGUUUUAUUUAGAGGUUUUCUGUGGAAAGAACUGUGGUGCUUGAAUUCCCCCUGGGAAUGUAUUUCAGUCAUCAGAAGAAUGCCCUUUAUUUUUUUUUAAGUUGCUAAUAUUAAUCAGAAAAGAGUAAAUGUUUGCUCCUGAGUUCUUCAACAGCUGAUGUUAAAUCAUAUUAUAUAAAAUUAUUUCUGUGGUUAUUUAAUGUCUCAGACAAUGUUUUAAAUGUGUAAUACAGGCCUGUGGCUUGCAUAGUUCGUUACCUUCCCAAUGAUAUUUCCUGGCACAUUUUAAAAGCUUUUGUAUUCCAUGCUGUAUUUUGCUUUCUUCACAGAAAACUUAAUGAAAUUGCUCAAUUUAGUAAAAGAUUUUAUGUCACAUCUUAAUGCCUGAAGGAAUUACUUUCUGAUGGAACAGAAAAUAAGUAGUGUUGCACUGUCACAUCACUGGUUUAGAACAGGCUCAUAAAGAAGCAGCUGAUAGAGCCAUCUUUUUCAUAGCAGAUAUGAAUGUAUUCAACCAAACAGCAGCUAAUUUGUAUGAGUAUGAGAACUGUUAAACUGGCAUUAUUUCCUGCAUGAAAAUACCCAAGAAUUUUGCAAGCAGCUUCAUUCUCUCCUACUAAGUGCACCUGGAAGAUUGGGGAGAUCUUUGGUGCGUUGGAGAAAUUGAUGGGUAUAAUUACACCAGUGCUGCUUAAAAUCCUAAACCCUGACUUGAAAGAAACUGGUAUCACAUGCCAAGUGGGAAUGCUAAAACCCAGAAAUGAACACUGCCUUCAGAGACUGUAGUUAUGGAGGAACAGCCUGAUAUGAGGUGACUUCAACAAAACCUUUUAGAGGUUGGCCUGGGUCCUUUAAGAAAUGUUUCUCUCUGCACAGAGGUUUAUGCUUGGACAUCUCCCCAGGAGAGCUUUGUUUUAUUAUUCCACCAAAUAUCCACUGAGUGGUGCAAAACCAGCCCUGUUCUUGUAAAAUGGGUGAGACUUCAUGCUUAUUCUGCUUUGCUGGAAGCCUCCAGCCUGUGCUUCUGGCUCUGCACACACACUCACCUCCAGCCUUCCCAGGACCACUGCAGGCAAAUGGUAUUUGAGGCUGUAGUUACACAUGUGCACUACAACUGAAACCAGCACCAGAAUAUUUAAGAAUUGCUCUGUUAUAGAUUAGCUGGCAAAGGUUUUUAAGAGGGGUUGGGUUAUUUUAUCUUUUCCCUUGAGGGUGGAUAGGUAAUUCUUUCAGAAAAAGUCCUGAACAUCAGGUUUAGAGGAUUAUCCUGGAGUUUAGAAACAGUUUCUGAGGUACAGAACAUAUUCCAGUGUAUGGUUACAGCUGUGCUGAAGAUGCCUGAAUCAUCGCUGGAAUUGAAUCCUUUUCAACCACAAGUAUCGAGUUUCCACAUGAUGUUUCACAAACUGUUAAUACCCUUUAGCCACAACUGUGAAUCCAUUGUUAGUUUGGGUUUGCCUGUUGGUGAUAAGAUGAUUCACUUGGUUUUGUUACUGCUGGUUAUUUAAAAGUGCAGCUUCAAUUUGAAGAUCACAGCUCUCUACAUUUUUUUUUGUUACUUGUGUUAAAUUCAUGUUGCCCCAACAUCCUUAUCUGUUGCUUUCCAGAUUACAUUGUGCUAUUUUGAGAUGAGGUGGGCAGUGAGUGUCAGGGCUAUGAUGCACCUGGGUCAUGUGCCCUCUCAAGAUUUAUUAUCCCAGGUCACUGUUUUUUGCCUAUUGUGUACAGAGUGGACCAAGAGCUUUAGACUCUGAAUUCACUGUAAAGCCCUCAUGGGCCUGACUUGGUUCAGUGCCAAUGGGGGUGGGGGACUGAAGGAUGAUUCUGAGACCUAUUUCAUUGCAGGUACAGUGUAUAACUUGCUGGCAAACAAUAACUUGCUGUAAAGCAUCUAAAAAAGAUGUUUAUCCACUCUUUUCCUGGUAUCUUGACACAUUCAGUAGAUAAUGUCGUUGGGUCUGUCUCAUGCUUAAUUUCUUGAAGACAGGUUAGUGUGCACAUAGAGAAAUGCACAGAGAGGGAGCUUGUGGUUGCCUCCACUUGCUUUCAAGUGUCUGCUGAGUGAAAUUCCAGUGUGCUCUGCCAGCUGCCUCUGAAUUAAAGCAGCAGAGGUGGGGAGUUCUGGGACUGAAGAGUUUGCAGUAUGCAACCUGUGCCUGUUAUCUUGUUUCUGGAUUAUGUGGAUAUUGAUUUGUUCUGUAUCAGUCACAGCUGAAGCCAUGAUUUUCCCUGGGAAGCUGAUUUCUCCCUUUUACGUGCAUAACAGAAAUAGCUGCGGAAGGGAAAAAAUGUGUGUCUGUAUCUUAAAAUUCCGCAAAGCCACAGCAGCUGUCACGAGACUGAGGCUUGUGUUGCCUCUGAAAAUACUCAAUUUUGUUGUUUCUCUUUUUCUUUUGUGUUGACUUAAUUUCAGGUUAAUACCCACAAAAUAAACAUAGAUGGAACCACAUGUGAACAAGUAAUUAGCACUGCUUGCUUCUGUAGGCUGCAGACACUAUUUUAUAGAGCACAGAGCACAGGCACAAUCCAUGUGUGAUCACAUAAAUAAUAAUAGACUCGAAAUCAGGUUAACUUGUCUGACAGUAUUUAAUCUCUUAGGUUAAUUUUGACAUCUCCAAGUUGGCUUCAGCAUUGGUAAGAAUCAUGGAAUCACAGAAUGGUUUGGGUUGAAAGGAACCUUUAAAGGCCAUUUAGUCCAACCCCCCUGCAAGGAGAAGGGACAUCUUCAAUGCAUCCAUGUUGCUCAGAGCCCAUCCAGUCUGACCUCAAAUGUUUCCAGAGGUGGGGCAUCCAGCCUGUGCCAGUGUUUCACCACCCUCAUUGUCAAAAAUGCCUUCCUUAUAUAUAGGCUGAAUCUACUCUCUUAUUCAAAACCUUUACCCCUUGUCCCAUCCCAGUAGGGUCUGCUAAAACUUUUGUCCUUAUCUUUUCCAUAGGCCCCCUUCAGGUAUGGAAGGACUGCAGCAAGGUCUGAGCAGAGCCUUCUCUUCUCCAGGCUGCCCACCCCAGCUCUCAGCCUGUGCUCACAGCAGAGGUGCUCCAGCCCUCUGAGCAUCUCUGUGGCCUCCUUUGAACCAUGUCUCCUGUGCUGGGGAUCCCAGAGCUGGAUGCAGCACUGCAGGUGGGCUCUCAGAGAGGGGCAGAGGGGCAGAAUGCCCUCCCUGGCCCUGCUGCCCACACUGCUGGGGAUGCAGCCCAGGAUGGGAUUUGUGUUCUGGGCUGCAAGUGCUCAUUGCCAGCUCCUGGCCAGCCUCUCCAGCAUCAGCACUGAGUCCAUCUUGGCAGGGUUGCUCUGGAUGCCUUCAUCCCCAGCCUGGACUGACACCAAGGGAUGCCCUGACCCAGGUGCAGCACCAGCACUUGAUUCCUGUGGUCCCACUUGAGCUUCUUGAGCUUGUACGGUUCCCUGUGGAUGGCAUUUCAUCCUUCAGGAGUGUCAACAGUGCCACUGGGCUUGGUAUCAUGUGCUGAUCUGAGGCUGCACUCGAUCCCACUUCUGUGCCAUUAAUCAAACAGUGCUGGUCCCAGUACAGACCCCUGAGGGACCCCCUGACCUCUAUCUGGACAUUGAGCUGUUGUCAUUACCCUCUGGAUGUGACCAUCCAACCAAUUCCUCAUCCACCCGACAGUCCAUCAUCAAAUCCAUCUCUCUCCGGUUCAGAAGGAUGCAGUAGGGGACUGUGUCAAAGGCCUUGCAGGAGCCCAGCUCUGACCUUUAUAAAACUUACGUAAUUGAAGCUAUGUGCUAGUAGCUUUCGGAAAUCAUCACUGUGUGAAUUGUUUAACCCCAGGGGAAGCUUGAAUUCCGGAAGCAGUAUCAGAUUUGUUCCAGUAAAUGAAAAGCAGAAAUCCAGAUAGUCUGUUUAAAUGCAAAAACCAGUGUCCAUCUUUAUUCAGAGUUUAUAGUAAACCUGCUGUACGAUGUAUCUGAGCAGCAGGAGAUUAUCCUGCUGUAAACACAUGAAAAUUAAAUUACUUAUAUUUGGCACGUCCUGAAAUUUACUUUGUUUCUUCUUCUUUUCUCUGUAAUUAAAGUGCAGUACUUGCACACUUACCACUGCUUUUCAAGUAAAAGACAUUCAGGAUGACAUCCCAUAGUCUGUGGAUAACUUCAUCAAUUACUUGACUGUAGGAUUUUACCCACGCUUUAGGGUUGAGAAGGAAAUUAUUUAACAAAUCCAAAGUUGUGAAUUCAUUUCUGGGUGGAAUUUAUUUAGCCAGUUGCCAGCCAUAAACUAUUCUGUGGGCCAGAUUGUAUAUGGCACAUGUCCUGUGUAUUCAAACUGCAAAUCUACAUUGAAAUAUCCCUUAGCAGAGAAGCUGAUAGAGUAAAAUGUUUAAAAGACAUGAAAUGCAAGCUUUAUGCUGUUCCAAAUGACAGCUUUCUCUUGGCUCCUGCCGUGCUGUGGCUCUGUAGGUCAGAGAGUUGUGUGAAGCAAUGCAUUUUGUCAUGGGAAGUGCUGACUCAGCCCCUGCACACUCCUGGAGCUGCAUCUUGUGUUUUACAGGAUCCUGGACUGGUUGGGGUUGGAAGGGACCUCUGGAGAUCAUCUGGUCCAACCCCCUGCUUGAGCAGGUUCACCUAGAGCAGGUUGCACAGGGUUGUGUUCAGGCAGGGUUUGAUUAUCUCCAAGGACUUUCUGGACAGCUGUUCCUGUGCUCUGCCACCCUCACAAUAAACAACUUUUUCCUCAUAUUCAGAUGGAACUUCCUGUGCAUCAGUUUCUGCCCAUUGCCCCAUGUCCUGUCACUGAAAAGAGCCUGGUCCCAUCCUCUUGACACUCACCCUUAAAUAUUUGUGUUUUGGGGAGAGGCUCCCUUCUUUCAGGAGGGCAUUGGGUAUGAAUACAGUUAAUUGCAGUGUCAGUUCAUUGACAAAGCUUCUGUACUGAAGGAACUGACACACUUGCCAUCUCCUAAAGCUUGUCUGCAUUUGCCACGGUUAAUUUGGAGUUGUUUCUCUCCACCCCUUCAAAAUGGUCUUCUGUUGUUUGUCUUCUUGGUCUCUUUAAUAGGUAGUGGCAAAUUGUGUUGGCACCUGCUUUUCUGAAGAGAUGGGUCCUGUUCCUUUCCUCUGGGAGCUCCUGCCCUGUGCAUGGGCUGCUGGACUCUGCACUUCCACAUCACACCAAAUGGAGGGUGGGAAGCACAGGGAGGGAAGACCAAGGGGAGGUUGGCCAAGCUGACCCUCCGACAGGGCAUCUCUCCAGGGGAAGCUCCUUGAUAAGGAGCUGGACCCUCUACCUUUAGAAAUACAUGUAAGAGCUUAUUCUUGAGCUUGAUGUAAGAAGGAUAGGACCUCAAAUAAAUUAUGCAAGACAUAAACACCCUUUAAGCAUAAAAGCCAGUUCCCGUUUGUGUGAUUUGGCAGUGAAACAGGUGAGAGGCAGAAGGUGUUCACUCGCCAGGGCUGGGUGUUCUUUACUUCCAGGAGCA
Molecule: messenger RNA, 7153 nt
Organism: Poecile atricapillus (Black-capped chickadee)
Lineage: Eukaryota; Metazoa; Chordata; Aves; Passeriformes; Paridae
Gene: WDR89
Product: WD repeat domain 89
Exons: 4
Coding region: 476-1645 (389 amino acids)
Molecular function (GO): protein binding
Source: RefSeq, a predicted model, not a curated record